Aspergillus japonicus CBS 114.51 is the source of this 444-nucleotide messenger RNA. RefSeq lists its product as uncharacterized. The transcript has 4 exons. The record is from RefSeq and is a predicted model, not a curated record. The coding region runs from base 1 to 444 and encodes 147 amino acids. Lineage: Eukaryota; Fungi; Ascomycota; Eurotiomycetes; Eurotiales; Aspergillaceae.
AUGGUGACCGGGAAAAGCCUCAACUGUUACCAAAAGCCGACACGGGCGGCGAUCCGCUCCUACGCCAGCCGGCACAACUGGCGAUCACAUGCCAAGUCCAACGCGACCAAACGACUCUCUCAUACCCCGAAGGAUGAACAACCUGAACAGACUCUUGCGGAGAUGUAUUGGGUAUCCGAAGCCGUGGGUCUGGGGCUCCUCGACCCGUUCUACACUUCCCCAUCGCAGCUGGACGCUGCGACCGUGAGUCGGAUGUUUGAGCACUUGCAGUCCCAGAGCAGGCUUAGCCCACAAUCGAGGCGUGGUGCACUGGCUAUGAUUUGCCAGCGGGGUGGUCUGGAGAAUAUCAAUCUGGAGGGCGUGGCUGCUGUGAUCACGUGUACAGAGGUGAUUGUCGCAACCGAGAACCGACCAAACCCUAAUUGGAGUCUAGAUCUAUGUUGA